This is a messenger RNA of Spirodela intermedia, 1934 nucleotides long. The record is from the annotation of a GenBank genome assembly. NCBI's taxonomy places the organism in Eukaryota, Viridiplantae, Streptophyta, Magnoliopsida, Alismatales, Araceae.
AUGGGGAAGUCCUCUCCUCCCACCUCUCCCGCCUCCUCUUCUUCCUCAUCUGCUUCUCCUUCUUCCUGCCUAUCUGCUCCCCCCUCUGGUUUCGACACCAGCAAGCCCAAGCUCAAACGCUCCAAGGAAGGCGGCCACUUGGAGAGGAGUCUUUGGGGAAAUGGCAACGGCCGGAGGAGCUCCAUGUACAGAGGAGUCACCAGGUGAGAGAAAACCAGCGUCUCUUCCUCCCGAAUAUUUCCAUUCCUUCUCCCCCCCUCCCCCUGCGAAGUCUGAGAUUUGUGAUGCAUGUAGGCACAGGUGGACGGGGAGGUACGAAGCUCACCUCUGGGACAAGAAGUGUUGGAACCCAAUUACCAAGAAGAAGGGGAGACAAGGUGAGAUGAGCAGAUAGCGAUAACCAGAUCACCACUCAUGCCGGCAUUGCGAUGGUCUUCUCCCCUAAUAUGGAUACCAUGCUCAACGUAUCUGCAUCUCGAUGGAUUUUCCUCCCCCGUCUUCCAUUUCUUGGCCUGAUGACGGUCUGCAUCUUGUCGAUUCUUGGUGGUGGCAUGCAAUCAAUGACUUCGAUCGGUGCGUCGUCUCCUUCCUCGUCAUCCUCCUGGGGCUAGUCUACCUGGGUGAGUUGAAGAUCCUUCACCCCUUCUGAAUCGAGAUUCACGACCAUCUCCGUUCCCUUCACCGGUGGCCGCCUGACUGUUGCAGGAGCGUACGACGACGAGGAAGCCGCCGCCCGGACCUACGAUCUCGCUGCUCUCAAAUAUUGGGGCCCGGAUACCGUAUUGAACUUCCCGGUGAGCCCACUUCUCCCUUCUCGUCCUCCAUUUUCCCCCCCCAAUCUACAAGACGCCGGUUCUGCAAAAUGCAGAUGAACACAUACGCGAAGGAGUUCGAGGAGAUGCAGGCGGUGUCCAAGGAGGAGUACCUCGCCUCCCUCCGACGGAGCAGCAGCGGCUUCUCCCGAGGGGUCUCCAAGUACCGUGGCGUUGCCAGGUAGCAUUCAUCUGCUACCUGUCUCUCUCUCAUCAUCCUCUUUGCUGUUCACAGGGAGACCCCAAGCUUGUGACAAGAGGGGGGUAAAAAAGAAAGCUUGCCCAAUUCGAUUCCUUUGGUAUUUAUUUAAUAUCUGACGCCGGCGCUAUGACUGCAGGCACCACCACAACGGGCGGUGGGAGGCGAGGAUCGGCCGCGUGCUCGGGAACAAGUACCUCUACUUGGGCACCUUCGGUGCGAUCCGCCCUCCGCCCUUCUCUCCUUCUUCCUCUCUUCCUCCUCUUCAGGCGGGCCUGUGUGGAAUUCUCUCCGCCGGAGUAGAGGCGGAAGAGAAGGCCUCUUCCCUGCGACAUAACUACUCCUGCAUGUGCGGCGCAGGCACGCAGGAGGAGGCGGCGCGGGCGUAUGACAGGGCGGCGAUAGAAUACCGCGGGGUGAAUGCGGUUACCAACUUUGACAUCAGCUGUUACCUGAACGACGGCCGACAGCCGCUGCAUCAGGAGCAGCAGAGAGAACUCCAGCUCCAUCUGUCGGAGGAGCCUCUCGCCGGAAAUGUCUCCGGCGAUGGCGGUGCCUUUCCUGAGAGAUACCAGGAGGAGCCUCCCCAGCUGGUCGACGUCGGCCUUCCGGCCGUCGGCGACCCCGCCGGGGACCACCCAUGGGGCCUCCCUCUCGAACCCAUCUUCGAGCCGUACCCUUCCGCCGUCUCCCCCUUCGGCGAGUACGGCGACUUGGAAGGGCUCUCCGGCACCACCGCCUUCGAAGACAACAUCGAGUGCUUCUUCGAGGAGCUUGAGGCCCAGGGCAAGAAGGAAGGCGGCGGCGGUGGUGGCGACGCCGCCGGCGACAACGGCGGCGGAGGCUACUCCGGCGACUCCUCCUCCUCCUCCUCCUCCAUCAGCUCGAGCUCCUACGCUUUGCCGCUCAGCAUCUGCUCCUGA